Molecule: messenger RNA, 2506 nt
Organism: Trifolium pratense (red clover)
Lineage: Eukaryota; Viridiplantae; Streptophyta; Magnoliopsida; Fabales; Fabaceae
Product: RING finger protein B-like
Exons: 11
Coding region: 227-2059 (610 amino acids)
Molecular function (GO): protein binding
Source: RefSeq, a predicted model, not a curated record
ACGAAAGAUUCAAUUUUUACUGGCCUCGGUUUGUAUCAGUUUCACUCUGAUUUUGACACUUUAAUCUUUUUCCAAAUCUUGCAUUUCAUUUGCAUGCCCUUUUCUUCUCUCAUUCGAUUUCACCUUCGUAACCCCACAUACCCAAUUAUAAAAAGUUUUUAUUUUUAUUAUUUUAUUAUUGGGGUAUUGUGUUUUUCUUUCUUCAUCAAAUAAUUUUCUCGAGAAAAUGAGGUGGGAAAAAGUUGAGGUUAAGCCGAUUGGAAAAGAGGGUGAUGGAGGGCCAGGGAAAAGGUGGGGUCAUACCUGUAACUCCAUUAAUGGUGGUAGACAUAUCUAUGUCUUUGGUGGUUAUGGCAAAGAUAACUGUCAGACCAACCAAGUUCAUGUCUUUGACACUGUGAACCAGACAUGGAGCCAACCUGCAAUAAAAGGCACUCCUCCUACUCCAAGGGACAGUCACACUUGCAGUGUUGUUGGUGAUAGACUAUUUGUGUUUGGGGGUACUGAUGGAAUGAAUCCACUGAAGGAUUUGCAUAUUUUAGACACUUCUUUGCAAAUGUGGGAAUGUCCAAUUAUAAGAGGAGAUGGGCCAGAGGCUCGUGAGGGUCAUAGUGCAGCAGUUGUUGGCCAACGACUCUUCAUCUUUGGUGGCUGUGGAAAAUCUGCUGAUAAUAACAGUGAGGUCUACUACAAUGAUCUUUACAUACUGAAUACAGAGACGCUUGUUUGGAUGCGCCCUACAACAUCAGGCACACCGCCAUCACCUCGUGAUAGCCACACUUUCUCAGCGUGGAAGAACAAAAUUAUUGUGAUAGGGGGUGAAGACGGGCAUGAUUAUUAUUUGUCUGACGUCCAUAUCCUUGACACUGAUACUCUAAUUUGGAGGGAGCUGAGUACAUCGGGCCAACUGUUGCCACCUCGGGCCGGUCAUUCCACUGUUUCUCUUGGCAAGAACUUGUUUGUUUUUGGUGGAUUUACAGACGCCCAAAAUCUAUACAACGACCUUUAUAUGCUUGAUACUGAUACUGGUGUUUGGACAAACGUUACACCUACAACCAAUUGUCCUUCUGCUAGAUUUUCUGUAGCCGGUGACUGUUUAGACCCAUUUAAGGGUGGCGUUCUUGUGUUUAUCGGCGGUUGUAACAAGAGUCUUGAAGCCCUGGAGGAUAUGUAUUACCUACAUACAGGUUUUGGGGAAAGUGAACUGAGACCAGAUAAGUUAUCUAUGAAGAAGCAAUUGAAGCUGAAAUGCCAAGAAGAACAAAAUCUCAGUCCUGGCCAAAAUCAAGUUAUGGCUGGAUAUGGAGUGGGUACUAACAUUGGCCAGGCCAUGACUGCGUUGAAUUAUAGCCAGCCAAAUAGACCAAAUAUCCCGGCAAAUCAAUCAAUUUCUCCUCAUGGAAAGAAAACAUUUGAAGCCAAGGUUACUGAAAAUAUCUCAGAAGGAUAUACUAUUGAAACUGUCAUUGAUGGAAAGCCUCUUCGUGGAAUUCUGUUUUUAAACAAACAAAACACUCUUCACCCAUCCGCUCAUGUUAUCAAUAGGAAAAGGACUGCUGGUGAAAUUGAUGGUGUCAUCUCAAAUGGCGCACAUUCUAACAUUAAGACUGCUAAAGUGAAUCCAAUGGAAAAUAGACAUCCGGAACCUCUCCAACACAGUUCUGAAGCUGUUGUUGCACUUGCAGCAAGCAAUCCAAUAACUGCCAAUGCCGCUGUUAACCAUAAGGUUUAUACCAACCCAGAACCAGAAGCUGCUUCUUUGAAUCGAAAUGCUGAAAAAAAUGAAACACCAACCUUGGGGGGUAACUUGAAAAAUGAUGGAGCAAGUGAUGCGACAAGUUCCAGAGGUGAAGCCCAAACAAAUGUUCAAACAAACGUGCUGAUUUCCAACUUAGAAGCUUCAAGGCAUGAUAAAAAUAGUGAUGCAUCAAACUGGAACACACAAUUUCUGAAACCUAUCACAGCUGAGAGUCCUAUGAAUUUGUCAAAUCAAGGUGCAGUGGUGGAUUCUACAACUCCAAGGACAGGAGAAUCCAGCGAACCAGCAAAACAAUUUUAAGCUAAGGAGAAAAUGAAGACCUUGUUUGCUUUGCAUUUAUUUGUACAUACCUCAUCUUCUGAAGGUGGUGAUCAUAGAAGGUCAAUAUAACUGGUGGUAUUGGUAUAGACUAACAUCGUCAACUGGUCGGAUACAAAUUGUGCCGACACCUUUUGAUCUGAAUCUUUUAUUAUUGAACAAAACCAUGGUUACCUUAGGUAUAGGUAGCGAUAAAAAGUAGUUCUUAGUUUGAUUCUAUUCAUAUGCUGCCUUCUUUCAUCGCUAGGAAAGAAAAUUUUGUUAGUAGCCUUUUGAUUCUGUUAUCAGGUCACAGAAUGAAACCUUACUUAAAUUCUUACUAUAAUUUUUCUGUAAUCAUUUUGAAAUAGGAUCAAACUUGAUCUUAAAUGGUUUGAGCCAGGUUGGUUACAUGCGAUGGAAAUUGGAACAAGUCGUGCUUGUUGCUAA